This is a messenger RNA of Lycium ferocissimum, 925 nucleotides long. RefSeq names its product subtilisin-like protease SBT3. Gene Ontology annotation, biological process: proteolysis. The transcript has a single exon. The record is from RefSeq and is a predicted model, not a curated record. The coding region runs from base 80 to 868 and encodes 262 amino acids. Lineage: Eukaryota; Viridiplantae; Streptophyta; Magnoliopsida; Solanales; Solanaceae. Gene Ontology annotation, molecular function: serine-type endopeptidase activity.
UAAACCAGCACCAAAAGUUGCUAGCUACAGCUCAAGGGGGCCAUCACAAAGCUGCCCUUUUAUUCUCAAACCUGACCUGAUGGCUCCGGGCGCAUUAAUAUUAGCUUCAUGGCCUCAAAAAUUAUCGAUAGGUGAAAUUAAAACGCGAAAGCUUUUCAGUAUCUUCAACAUUUUAUCUGGUACGUCGAUGUCAUGCCCUCAUGCUGCUGGUGUAGCAGCACUUCUGAAAGGGGCCCAUCCUAAAUGGAGCCCUGCUGCCAUCCGCUCGGCCAUGAUGACCACAGCCGAUUCGUUGGACAACACGGGUGGGCCCAUCCAAGACAUCGGUAACAACAACAAUGCUGCUAAUCCACUAGCCAUGGGAGCUGGCCAUAUCAAUCCAAACAAGGCGCUAGACCCCGGACUUAUUUACGACAUGACCCCACAAGACUACAUAAAUCUUCUCUGUGGUCUAGAUUUUACAUCCCAACAGAUAAAAACCAUAACAAGGUCCUCCUCAUAUUCUUGUACCAACCCAUCAUUGGACUUAAACUAUCCAUCUUUCAUUGGCUAUUUCAAUUGGAACAGCAGCAAGUCGGAUCCGAAACGGAUACAAGAAUUCAAGAGGACAGUGACUAAUCUUGGAGAUGGUGUGUCAACAUACACAGCAAAAUUGACCUCAAUGGAUGAAUAUAAAGUUAGUGUUGAACCUGACAAGUUGGUUUUCAAAGAGAAGUAUGAAAAACAAAGUUACAAGCUAAGGAUAGAAGGUCCAUUGCUGGUAGAUAAAUUUCUGGUUUCUGGUUCUUUGAGUUGGGUUGAAACUAGUGGUAAAUAUGUUGUAAAAAGUCCUAUUGUUGCAACUACCAUAAGAAUGGAUCCUCUGUGAGAACAGAACUGAUAUGUUGAUGAAUAAUUGUGAAGUAAGAUUAUGUAUUUCUUUUCA